This is a messenger RNA of Zeugodacus cucurbitae (melon fly), 1309 nucleotides long. It is a transcript of the gene eIF2beta, whose product is annotated as eukaryotic translation initiation factor 2 subunit 2. Gene Ontology annotation, biological process: formation of cytoplasmic translation initiation complex; formation of translation preinitiation complex; translational initiation. NCBI's taxonomy places the organism in Eukaryota, Metazoa, Arthropoda, Insecta, Diptera, Tephritidae. The record is from RefSeq and is a predicted model, not a curated record. The coding region runs from base 152 to 1102 and encodes 316 amino acids. Gene Ontology annotation, cellular component: eukaryotic translation initiation factor 2 complex. Gene Ontology annotation, molecular function: translation initiation factor binding; mRNA binding; translation initiation factor activity. The transcript has 3 exons.
UGUCAAAGAUUAGUACAUCUUUUGCUUUGUCAGCUAAACGGGAUAGAAUUGUCUGAUGCAAUACACGAUUUGAGUUAAUUAAAAAGGAGUUUAAAAGGAAUUUCCACCCACGUUGAAAAUACAAACAAUUAUUUGAAUUAAAAUUACAAUCAUGGACGCAGAAGACGGUUUUGAUCCAACAUUGUUAAUCAAAAAGAAAAAAAAGAAGAAGUUCGAUCUCGACGCCGCACUCGGUCUUGAUGAUGGCAGCAAAAAAGAGGAGCCGAAAGAAGAGGUGCCCCUUGAUAGUGGUGCAGCUGAUUUGGAGGAUAAUUUGGAUUUAGAAAGUUUUGGCAAGAAGAAGAAAAAGAAGAAGAAGAAUACUUUCGAUUUAGAUAAACUUGAAGGUGCUUUGCCAUCAACAAGAGAAGGUGAAGAUGAAAGUAAUGCUGCUGUACAGGAAGACGCAGGAAAUGACGAGAUCAAUCUAGAUAUGGACUUUUCAAUGGCGAGAAAGAAAAAGAAGUCUAAAAAGAAGGACUUGGAUGAAUUAUUCGCUGAUAAGGAUGAAGAAGAUAAAAGCGAGGAUAAAGAAAAUGCUGACGAUAACAGUUCAUCAUGGGCCGGCUCAGACCGUGAUUAUACAUAUGACGAAUUAUUGAAGCGCGUUUUCGAAAUAAUUCUCGAUAAAAACCCAGAUAUGGCAGCUGGUCGUAAACCGAAAUUUGUCAUGAGACCUCCACAAGUAUUGCGUGUCGGCACAAAGAAAACUUCAUUUGCAAACUUCAUGGAUAUUGCAAAAACACUUCAUCGUUUACCAAAACAUUUGUUGGACUUUUUACUAGCUGAGUUGGGUACCAGCGGCUCAAUGGACGGAAACCAACAGCUUAUUAUAAAAGGUCGUUUCCAACCCAAACAGAUAGAAAAUGUACUGCGUCGUUAUAUCAAAGAGUACGUGACCUGCCACACCUGCCGUUCUCCCGAAACUAUACUGCAAAAAGAUACAAGGUUGUUCUUCCUGCAAUGCGAAUCUUGUGGAUCUAGAUGUUCCGUAGCUAGCAUUAAAUCGGGUUUCCAAGCUGUUACUGGCAAACGUGCUGCAAUACGUGCGAAAACUACAUAAAAAUAUUUUUUUGUUUGCGCGACUUUAGGAAUUCUAUUGUUCUUUUUCUAGUGGAGAUUUAUUUAGAUGUAACAAAUUCGAUAUAUGACAAAGAACAAGGAAAAAAAUAGAACAAGUUGAAAUAAGCGAGGAUUAAUAUUUUUUAUUUAAAUUUUAAACAUACAAACCAUUAAAUAAUAAAAAUAGUAAACCGAUCAUUAAACCCAA